AUGAAAGGUACUAGUUCAAAUGCAAUUGUGGCUCCACCUAAGAGGCUAUUAGAUGAUGAGACUUAUUCGAGACUUAUGGGUUUUGUUGCAGGGAUGUGUUCUGGAGUUGCGAAGAACUCAGUUGGUCAUCCCUUUGAUACUGUCAAGGUUAGAUUACAAACCUCUCAAGGCACUGGGCGAUUCCAUGGUCCAUUGGAUUGUGUCUUGAAAACAGUAAGACAACAAGGUAUAAGGGGGUUGUAUUUAGGGUUCACACCACCAUUGUUCGGUUGGAUUAUUAUGGAUUCCGUUCUAUUAGGAAGCUUGCAUAAUUAUAGAAUGUUAUUAAGUAAAUAUGUUUACAACGAUCAUAAAUCACUGCCAUUAUCAGGUUGCAUUAUAAGUGGGGUUAUGUCCGGAUGGACUGUUAGUUUUAUUGCUGCUCCUGUUGAAUUAGCAAAGGCAAAAUUGCAAGUUCAAUACGAUGCCACUACGAGCAAGUAUAAAGGACCAAUUGAUGUUAUUAAAAAAGUGUAUGCGACAAAUGGGAUCAGGGGAUUAUAUAAAGGUUUGAUUAGUACAUUAAUAUUCAGAACUCAUUUUGUUUACUGGUGGGGUUCAUAUGAACUAUUAACAAGAUGGUUUAAAAAAAAUACUAAAUUAAGUGAUCCAGCAAUCAAUUUUUGGGCUGGUGGUCUAAGUGCAUCUUUAGGUUUUUGGACAACGGCAUAUCCAAGUGAUGUUAUAAAGCAAGUGGUAUUAUGUAAUGAUAAAUAUGAUGGCACAUUUAAAUCGUGGAGAGCAGCUGCAACUGAUAUCUACAGAAGCAGAGGCUUAAAGGGGUUCUUUAGAGGAUUUUUACCUAGCUUUUUAAGAUCUUUCCCAACAAAUGCUGCAGCUUUAGCGGCAUUUGAAUUCGUUUUACGUACUAGUGGUGCAAAGAAGGCAUAA
Tetrapisispora phaffii CBS 4417 is the source of this 930-nucleotide messenger RNA. RefSeq lists its product as uncharacterized. NCBI's taxonomy places the organism in Eukaryota, Fungi, Ascomycota, Saccharomycetes, Saccharomycetales, Saccharomycetaceae. The transcript has a single exon. Gene Ontology annotation, molecular function: transmembrane transporter activity. Gene Ontology annotation, biological process: transport. The record is from RefSeq and is a predicted model, not a curated record. The coding region runs from base 1 to 930 and encodes 309 amino acids.